UACACACAAAAUUCCUCUAACCAAAAAUCAGGAGCUCCAAAAAAAAUGUCGCAGCAAUAUGCGGAGCCCCAACAGAGGCACUUCAUCACGCGCAGCAGUUAUGAGGGUGCCUGGGACAAGGUUGUGAGUGUGAUGGACGGAUUCGGAAGCUAUCGCUAUCCUGAUGGCAGUGAGUAUCGCGGAAGAUUCCAGCAGGGACAGUUCCACGGGUUUGGCCAUUUGCGACUGGCUCAGCCGUACCGCUUUACGGUCAAAGGUGUAUUCGAAAAUGGCCGAUUGGUGACAGUGGAGGACAUGUGGUUCUCCGACGGUCUACAUGUUGCAGGCAGGUUUACUGGCACGAAGCUUGACUGUGAUGAAUGGGACUACCUUACGCCCAGCGAUAGACGUUAUCACGUCGAGCGUCGUUAUGGCCAACAGCCAGUGGGACCCACUGCCUUCAUUACGACAAAAAUGCUGCCAAGAGAAAUCCCCAAGGACUGUUACGAUGUCGAGGAGGGUAUCUACAACAGUAAGACAAACUGGAUGACGGACCGACCUGGUCCAUUUCACGGUGCCAUGUACGUGGGUUGUCAAAAGGAUAAGGAUUUCAUCAAGCGUCAUUGCCGAAAGGCUAGAACCGCUCAUAUAGAUGAACCACCAUCUAGUUUUUGUCGCCGCAUUAUCGCCAACAAUUUGGCCACAGAACAGUCCCAGUUACGAAAAACGGACAUUUAUGCGCCAAAUGGCCAGGUGGAUAGGGGACGCUACUUCCAUAAGCUAACCAAGACGCGUAGCCAUUCAAAAGAGCCAUUGGAAACGCCUAGGAGGCAUCACGUUCCCGCCGAUGAUCCCGCAUGGGAAACUGAAAUGUGCGUUCGAGCCUACGCAAAGAUGCUACAUAAGAAACAGCAGGAUCAGAAGGAAUACAGGAAGCUUCAUCCUUGUGCCAAAAUGAUGAAGGUAGAAGAACCCCGUGAGUGGACUAGCACCUCGGAUGUGCGCAAUCCGGAAUCGGGAGGUGCCUCCAGCUGCCAGUCGAAUAGCUUCGGAGAGGAUGAACUACCCCUUAACUUAACAGAAACCUAUCGUUCGGCCGUCACCAUGAUGCAAAAGCGGGCGGCGGACAACGUAAACGUCGUCCAGUCGAAUCUUAUUCGCCACAAUAGUUACUUGGACAUGACGCGUUCAAUAUUUGAGUUAUAGAUAGACCUGUAGAUUGAUGUGUUUAUGUAUGUACAUAUAUGUUUUUAAAUUUCAAAUUAUAGUUAACACCAGUCUCUGGAGUGAAUUAAAAU
Drosophila eugracilis is the source of this 1277-nucleotide messenger RNA. RefSeq lists its product as uncharacterized. The record is from RefSeq and is a predicted model, not a curated record. NCBI's taxonomy places the organism in Eukaryota, Metazoa, Arthropoda, Insecta, Diptera, Drosophilidae. The coding region runs from base 46 to 1185 and encodes 379 amino acids. The transcript has a single exon.